Papaver somniferum (opium poppy) is the source of this 2631-nucleotide messenger RNA. RefSeq names its product scarecrow-like protein 28. The coding region runs from base 375 to 2306 and encodes 643 amino acids. The record is from RefSeq and is a predicted model, not a curated record. Gene Ontology annotation, molecular function: sequence-specific DNA binding; DNA-binding transcription factor activity. The transcript has 3 exons. Lineage: Eukaryota; Viridiplantae; Streptophyta; Magnoliopsida; Ranunculales; Papaveraceae. Gene Ontology annotation, cellular component: nucleus. Gene Ontology annotation, biological process: regulation of DNA-templated transcription.
UUCCCUUUCUAUUACUUUUUUUUCUUUUCUUAUGGUGGGUGGAAAUACUGAAAAACAUGAACAAUCAAGGGACCCAAUGAAAUCAUGAAAAGAAAGAGAGAAGAAGAUUGUUAAGUGAAGAAGAAGAAGAAGAAAGAAUUAUAAAACGAUUAGUCUGUUAGAGUUUUUGAUCUUUUGGUUUGUUGUUGAGUGAUGAUGAUGAUGAUCUAACUUUGGGUUUUGUUUUCUUUUGUUUGAAGGAGUUUUUCAGAAGUGUGAGUGUUUGCUGAUUCAAUCGAAGUAAUGGAGAGUUUUUUACAGACGAAUCACAACUUCUUACUUCAAUGAACUUUUCCAGCAAAAUUUGGAUCAUCCGAGAUUAGGAAGUGAUAGGGAUGUUGGCUGGGUGUUCUAAAUUGUUGUCACCAACAAGGCAUGGACUAAGGAGUGAAGCUACAGCACAGUUUCAGGCAGUUUGCAAUUUUCAGUUACCUUCAAUGAGCACACAGAGACGGGAAUUACCGUGUAAUUUUACCCGUAAUACGUCGAGAUCGCAACAACCGAUUAGACCAGUUGGUUUGUCAGUAGAGAAAGGGUUUGAAUCAAAAGGAAGCUGUUCGAUUAGGCACAAAAGCCGGCCACCGCCUUCGCUUUCCAUUCCGCAGCCAUUGAUUUGGGAAGGAAGAAGAGGUGUUGAAGAUGUGUUCUGGGAAGAAGAGAAGAAGAGUUUGAAGAGGCAGAAUUCAUCUGACGAAUGCGGUGUUAACAGGGUUAAGAGAAAGAGAUGCAGCAGCGACAGUGAGUUGGGUAGUGAGAAUAUUUGGUUUUCGCAGAAUGUUACAGGGUCUGGAGUUACAGGUACCGAGACUCCGUCACUUACUGCAGCCAAGGAGGAGAGGGUAAGUUUUUUGCCGCGGUCAACAUGGAUGGAUUUUGUGGUGAAUGAGAUUACAGCAACAGGUGAUAGAGGUGCUGCCGAGACAAGCCGGGCAAUUACAAAGGUGAAACCGGGAUCGAGUAACUCGUCUGAGAGUCGUAGUUUGACACUAAAGCCAGAGGAUAAUUCCUCCGACGACAUCGAAAUUGGGAACGGGACUCGGGUUCCUUACCCAUCAGAGGGAAGACUAACUGCGCGCAACGGUGGCGACGUUCAAGCUGAGCAUCAAGAUUUUGAGCUAUUGGGUUUCCUAGUAGCUUGUGUGGAAUCAAUCAGCUCAAAGAACAUGUCAGCCAUUACACAUUACUUAUCGAGACUUGGUGAAUUAGCUUCACCAGAAGGAAACACCAUUCGUCGUGUCACAGCUUACUUCACUGAAGCCUUAGCAUUGCGAGCUGCGCGACUAUGGCCUCACAUUUUUCACGUUUCAGUUCCUAGGGAUAUCGAUCGAGCAGAAGAUGAAACUGCAUCAGCACUUCGGCUUCUCAAUCAUGUCAGCCCAAUUCCAAAGUUCCUCCAUUUCACAUCAAAUGAGAUGUAUUUGAGAUCGUUUGAAGGAAAAGAUCGAGUGCACAUUAUAGAUUUCGACAUCAAACAAGGGCUUCAGUGGCCUAGUUUGUUUCAGAGUUUGGCUUCUAGAGCUAACCCUCCGAGCCAUGUCAGGAUUACAGGUAUAGGCGAGUCAAAACAGGACCUGCAAGAAACAGGAGAUAGAUUGGCUUUAUUCGCAUCAGCCUUGAAUUUGCCUUUCGAAUUCCAUCCGGUGGUGGACAGGUUAGAAGACGUGAGGCUCUGGAUGCUUCAUGUCAAAGAGAAAGAAAGCGUAGCUGUGAAUUGCAUUCUUCAGUUGCACAAAAUGCUCUACGACCAAACCGGUGGCGUCUUAAGGGAUUUCUUGGGGCUGAUUCGGAGCACUAACCCGGGUAUCGUUCUUAUGGCUGAGGAAGAAGCUGAGCACAACAGCCCAAGUCUGGAGACAAGGGUAUCUAAUUCAUUGAAGUAUUACUCUGCCAUAUUUGAUUCACUUGAUGCUAACUUACCUCUAAAUAGUCCGGUCAGAAUCAAAAUAGAAGAGAUGUUCGCAAGGGAGAUUCGGAACAUAGUGUCAUGUGAAGGAAUUGAUAGGUCUGAAAGGCAUGAAUGUUUCGAUAAAUGGAGGGUUUCGAUGGCGCAAGGAGGAUUUAAAAACGUCGUUAUCGAAGAUAGAGAAAUGCUUCAGAGCCGAAUGCUUCUGAAGAUGUAUUCAAGCGACAAGUUCAGUUUAGAGAAGCGGGGAGAAGACGGAGCGGGAUUGACACUAAAAUGGUUAGAUCAGUCGCUUUACACAGUUUCAGCGUGGGCACCUGUUGAUGUUGCAGGAACUUCCUCCGUUAAGUCACAGCCGAGUUGAGCUUCAAUGGGUUCAUUUCAUUCAUCCAGCAGCAGCAACAAAAACUUCCAUCAUUCACUCAGUAUAGAAGACCAAGUAAAGUAAAAAAACAAACAAAUUCUUUGUAGUUUAGGAAAAUUCAUUCAUUAUUCUUCCAUUCAUUAAAGCAUGUCUAGAGAUAACAAAUUCUUUGUAGUUAGAAAAACAUCUACAUUUCAGAUUUCAGUUCUUUAUUUAGUAUUUCCCAGUCUAUUCUUUGAUUCUUUUGUUACAAAAUAGGUAUUCUUUAUUUGUCUAUUAUUAGAUUGGGAUGUACUGCCAUUUCAUAUCAUGUAAUUGAAACCAA